This is a messenger RNA of Lasiodiplodia theobromae, 1815 nucleotides long. Its product is annotated as Glutamyl-tRNA b subunit protein. Lineage: Eukaryota; Fungi; Ascomycota; Dothideomycetes; Botryosphaeriales; Botryosphaeriaceae. Gene Ontology annotation, molecular function: glutaminyl-tRNA synthase (glutamine-hydrolyzing) activity. The record is from RefSeq and is a predicted model, not a curated record. The transcript has 4 exons. Bases 1 to 1815 code for a protein of 604 amino acids. Gene Ontology annotation, biological process: glutaminyl-tRNAGln biosynthesis via transamidation; mitochondrial translation.
AUGCUUCCCACGCGCUCACGAAGCCUUCUCGAAGCCGCCCUCCGACGGAAGCCAUACAUAUGCCAAUCAUGCCUGCGUAGCCUCCACCAAUCGCCCCGCGCCCGCCCAAUCGCGCUCCAGCCCGCCGCUCGCUACCUCCACGCCGCCGCACGCCUCCACGAUGACGUCGUGCCCUUCAGGAAGCAGCUCAAGGACGAAGAGCGGCGGAAGAAGGGCCAAAAGAACAAGAAUAACAAUCAGGGCAAGGCCAAGGCAGUGGAUCCGCUUCUAGAGAAGUGGGAGUUGACGGUGGGCAUCGAGAUCCACGCCGAGCUCAACACAGCUCGCAAGCUGUUCUCCAGCGCCGCGACCUCGACCGCCGACGCACCCAACACCCACGCCGCCCUAUUCGAUGUCGCAUUCCCGGGCACUCAGCCGCACUUCCAACGCGAAACGCUGAUCCCGGCCCUGCGCGCCGCUAUCGCGCUAGGAUGCGACAUCCAGCCCAAGAGCAGCUUCGACCGGAAGCACUACUUCUACCAGGACCAGCCGCAGGGCUACCAGAUCACCCAGUACUAUGAGCCCUUCGCCCGCGACGGCCAAAUCACGCUCCACGCCCACGACGGCAUCGACCCGCGCGACGGCGCCUCUAUCACAAUCGGCAUCAAACAAAUCCAAAUGGAACAAGACACAGCCAAAACCAUCGCGCAGCCGCCGUCGACGCACCUGCUCGACUUCAACCGCGUCUCGCACCCGCUCGUCGAAAUCAUCACACUCCCACAAAUCCACCACCCGGCCACGGCCGCCGCCUGCGUGCGCAAGAUCCAGCAGGUGCUCAAGGGCGUCGGCGCCGUCACGGCCGGAAUGGAGGUCGGCGGCCUGCGCGCCGACGUCAACGUCAGCGUGCGCCGGCGGGAUGGCGCGUCGGCUGGUGAUGGGGAAUACUAUGGUGUGACGGGCUUGGGGCAGCGGACGGAGAUUAAGAAUUUGAGCAGCUUUAAGGCGGUCGAGGAUGCGAUCGUGGCGGAGAGGGAUAGGCAGAUUGCUGUGCUGGAGGCGGGUGGUGUUGUUGAGGGCGAGACGAGGGGGUGGACGCUGGGGAGUACGGAGACGAGGAAGUUGAGGGGGAAGGAGGGCGAGGUGGAUUAUCGGUACAUGCCUGAUCCGGAUUUGGGGCCCGUGGUGGUUGGCGAGGAUCUCGUCCAGCAUCUUCGAGAUACCCUGCCUGCUUUGCCGGAUGAGACUGUCCAGAUGCUCAUGGAUCCGAAGUACGGCUUGAGCAUGAAGGAUGCAAAGACCCUGGUUGGGUUGGAUACGGGUGAUAGGCUCGAUUACUAUUUCGACGUCGUCAAGAUCCUGAACGAACAGACGACGCCAGAAGAGCAGGCUUCCUUGAAGUUGGGCAAAGCUGCUGGCAAUUGGCUACUCAUGGAACUCGGUGGCUUGAUGACUAGCGCAGACAUUGCUUGGUCCGAGGACAUCGUCCCAGCCGAGCAGCUUGCUUCCAUCAUCCUACACUUGCUGCGCCGUCAAAUUACAGGUCCGACCUCAAAGCAACUCCUAUCAAAAGUUUUCUACGGCGAUGAGAGGCCUGUCGAGCGUAUCAUCGAAAAAGAGAACCUUUUGUUGGUUCCUAUGACAAGAGACGAGUAUCUAUCGCUAGUACAAGGCGUACUCGACGAUAAUCCAGAGACGAUUACAGCGAUUAAAGAGAAGGGCCAGACGGGUAAACUCAUGUUUCUCGUGGGACAGACAGUCCGACGAGGAGAUGAAGGCAGGGUGGAGGCGAAGAAGGCAGAAGAAAUUCUGAGGGAGUUACUCGAGAUACCCGCGUAA